AUCCGCCGCCUCCCCCACGCAUGCUCCCAGCUGCACGAGCCGGCAGCGCCGGGAACAGCGGUGCGGGGCGGCGCGUCUCCCCAGCCGGACGCGGGGCCGGGGCUCCCCGGGGCUCCCGCAGACCCUGGCGCGCCAGGCGGUGGCAUAGCAUGGGCGAGCCCUGGCCGAGGCAUGGGCAGCGCUAAGGAGCCAGGGAGCCUGCAGCUGCUCGCUCAGGAGGGGCCGGCUGAGGACGGGUGCUCUCCGGGCCGCCAGCAGACGAGCGGCUACCUCCGCAACUCCCGCUGUGGGGCCGGCGCGCUGGCCAUGAGGAACUGCUGCGGCACGGAGCCCGGCGGCCCCGAGCCCGGCAGCCAAGGCAGCACAGAGAGCCGAGCUGAGGCCCCCGCCAUGGCCCAGCAGUCCGAGCCGGCGGCUGGCGGCCAGGCCUUGGCUCUCAAGGGCCCCGGCGCGGGAGCGGGGCCAUUGGAAAAGGGGGACGAGCCAACGCCUGUGGCUGUGAGCUGCUUGGGACAGAACGGCGAGCGGAGCUCGGGCCCCUUGGCGCUGCCCGAUGGCUCUGUCAUCCCCCAGGGCCCUCCAGCGGGGGAGGGCGCUGCCGUGGCCAGCCCUGGGCCGCUGUCUCCGCGCCUCCUGCCGGAGCCGUGCCUCAAGGGGCACAGCAGGGACCCGGAGGGUGCCCCGGCCGCUCUGAAACACGUCGUAUUUCUUGAACCAGCCAACGCAGACCCUGAGGCAGACGGUGCCGGAGCCACCGCGGUCAGUCCUGAGCUGGGUCCGGUGCCUCCCAUGUGCCCGCAGGACCGAAGCCAAGAGCAGCCCGGGGCCUCCGAGGGAGCCGUGUCCCGUUGGAGCGUGGGAGCCCCCGGCACAGCGCCGCUGUCCGAUGGCGGCCUGGGCGCGCCCUGUGGAGAUGCCGGUGGGAAAGCACCUGCAUCUCUGGCAGAGCCCAAGGCCCAGCUGGGACCCCCGGCUGCCCCAGGGGCAGGGGGCAACGGGGACAUGGCACUUCCUUCUGCUCCGGAAGGUACCAAGGACUCCACCCCGGGAACGGAAGCAGCGUCAGGCCUGGGAGCAAGGCUGGAUGCAGGCCCGACCCCGUCAGGCCAAGCCAAGGAGACCAGUCCCCCUGCCCCUCUCUCCAUCCAGAAAGCCGGGCCAGAGGCCCCCUCUGCUGCUGCUCCCAUCAAAUCAGGAGCGAGCCGGGCGGCUCCAGCUGAGGCCGGAGGGGGAGCCGGCCCGCCCCAGGGCACUGUGGAGGGAAGCCCAGCUCAGAAGCAGUGGGGAGCAAUGGGGAUGGAGGUGGGGCCUGGGGAGGAGGCCGCUCAGGAGCCCCGGACUGUGGAGCUGCUCUCCAAGACCUACUCGUUUGAGGUCACUCCUCCCCCGCAGGAUGCCGGGACUCAGGACGCUGGGACGCAGGUCGGCAGCCGAGUGUCGCUGGUGUCUGUGGCCAUCAGCCCCAUAAACCCCCCGGACGGGUCCUCGGCCUUCACCUUCCACAGCCGGGGCCAAGGCCCCUCGGGCCUGAAGAGCCCGGGCCCGGAGCUGAAGCCCUCCAAGAAGGACGCGGAGAUGCAGGUCUCGAUCCCAGUGGAGACCAGGUCUGUGGCCACGGGGCCCAUGACGCCGGUGGCCAAGUCUCCCCAGGCACCCUACCCCGAGGUGCACGUGAAAGGGGCGCAGGAAGAGCCGUCCGAGCCCAUCCGGGAAGUCAGCUGGGACGAGAAGGGGAUGACGUGGGAGGUGUACGGUGCCACCAUGGAGGUGGAGGUGCUGGGCAUGGCCAUCCAGAAGCACCUGGAGAAGCAGAUCGAGGAGCACGGCCGGCAGGUGGUGAUGACGCCGCAGAGCACCCGGGCCAGCUCCAUCAAGGGGGCCCCACAGAAGGGGGAAGUCAAGCGGCAGCCCAGCAUGCUCCGGGCGCUUCUGCAGAGCGUGCGCCGGCCCCGCUGCUGCUCCCGGCCCGGUCCCGCCGCGGAGUGAGGCCACCGCUCGCGCCCUGGCGGGCUGGGAAUGGCAGCGCAGCCCAUGCCGUGUGGUUUCUCAGGCAAUCCCGGGGGCUGGGGUCUCGCCCCUCUGGCCCCAGGCUCAGCAGCUCCAGGCACUUGGACCCCACGGUCUCUUGCUCACCCGGGCCGGACACUGGCCAGACUGCCCCUCCCCGAGCUGCACGCCUGGGCAGGGUGCGGCCUGCAGAGACUUCAGGCCCCAGCAUGCAAUGCUCCCCCCAGCAAUGUCUGCUUCCAUUGGGGUGGAGCACUGCAUGCUGGGACACGUAGUCCCCACAAGCUGCACCUUGGUCUGCAGGAGGGGUUGGCUGUGAUCUGGGCUCAGGGUGCGGCUGAUGCUGGGCAAUGUCUGGGCACCCCUGGGUGGAGGGUGGGAUUUGUACAGUGAAGCUCGUGAUGGGACGGCCAGACGAAACGCGGAAGGGGUGGGGGUGGUUGCGGGCCAGCCCUCGGGAGCAUGUCUGGCAGGGGGCCGGCUCCCCGCCUUCCCCCUGGGUCACAAGCUGCAUUUCCCAAGGCACAGAACAGCACUGGCUACCUUAAAGUCCUACAGCCCAGGUCCUAAGGUCUGACUCCCCGGACAGCGCCCAGUGCCCGGGGCUGAGCCCUGGCAGAGCUGGAGAGACCCGCUGCCCCUUGUGCUUUCCGGGGGGACUCCAGCUUCCCGUCAGCCUGGGCAGCUGGAACCAGCCACGCUCUGCUGCUCUGCAAAGCUGCAGUCCUGCCUCCCCCGCCCGGCCCCCGAGCCACGCGCCCGCUGUGCCAGGCUCCUCGGGGAGGCGGUGGAAGCUUGGCAGUCAGGCUGUGCCCUGCCUGGAGGCAGGGGCGAGCUGGGCUGGCCUGGGAUGGCUUUGCCAGCGCUCAUGUAUUGGACUGUGGUUUGGAGAGACAAACUCCAGCCUCGCUCCGGUUCCUGAGAGGCCCCCGGCCCCCUGGCUCUGCAGCGCAGCCCAGCCGCUCUCACCGACUCCCACCCUCGACGGAGCUCAAAUCUUUGCAGGCGGGUGUCCUCCCCACGUGGCACAGGGCUGCUCACAGGCUCAGGCUUGGUGUGUCCCUGCUGCAGGUUUAACAGCCCCUGGAACCGCCCUGGCUCAGCCCGGCCCGCUGGCCACUCCCGCCCGCUGCCAGACGCUCAGGGAGUGCCGGGGCGGUGCCAGGGGUGUGCAGCAGCAGGCACACACCGCGUAGCUGCGCCUGCAGAUGGCACAGGCCCCGGCGGCAGGGUUCAGGCUGCCCAACUGUCUCCUACCAAAGGGCUCGUGAGCGGGGAAGCGCCGAGCCCUGAGCCCCCAGCGAGAGCCGCGGAGAGGAGAGCAGCUCGGCUGCAGGCCUUAGCCCUCGGGCCAUGUGAAAUGGCACCUGCCAGCCCCUGCUCUGUGCACGGAGCGGCGUCUGCCACCGCCAGACCAGGAGGUGCAGGGUCCCAGCAGCUGGGUUUCCUGGGGGCAGUUUCAGGAGGACCUGGGAGUCCAGCCCAAACUGAACUCAUGGCUUACAGCCAAGCAGCUGGAGGGGCCAGUGGGGCUGGGCCAGGCCUGUGUGGCCGGAGGGGCUAGUGCUGCCAGGCCCAAUAACGGACCCGCCAGGCUCUGCUUGCUGCCUGGACAUAGCGACCCACCGGCCCAGAGCUGGGAGUGGACGCUGCACCCAGGGAGCAGCUGGGUGAGGGCAGGGCCCAGCGGGACGGCACCUGUGGCCUUUGUGCUCAUGUUGCCAGUCAGUCAAGGCAGGUUCCUCCCGCUCCCCCUUGGCUCAGCAGUGGCCUGGCAGACAGGCCCUGGCUCGUGUGCUCCGUUCUCGGCGGGAUCCCAGCUCAUCCCGCACCAGGAGCCAGGUGCCCAGCGGGCUCCACAGAGCGCGGGGGCUGGGGGGGUCUUGGAGUCCAGGCCAAGGUGUCCAGGCCACAAACCAAGCCAAUUGCCUGAGAAACCCAGGCCACUGGGCAAUGUUCAUGUCCUGCCUGUGCGUGUCCCUGCCUGUGCGUGUCGCUGUUGGGCAUAUGGGGUCCCUGCGUGUAUGCGUGUCCCUGCGUGUGUGUCCCUGCGUGUGUGUGUGUCCCUGCGUGUGCGUGUCCCUGUGUGGGCAUAUGGGGUCCCUGUGUGUUUGUGUGUCCCUGCGUGUGUGUCCCUGUGUGGGCAUAUGGGGUCCCUGCGUGUAUGCGUGUCUUUGCGUGUGCGUGUGUCUGGGUGUCCCUGCGUGUGUGUGUGUCCCUGCGUGUGCGUGUCCCUGUGUGGGCAUAUGGGGUCCCUGCGUGUAUGCGUGUCUCUGCGUGUGCAUGUGUCUGGGUGUCCCUGCGUGGGGGCGCAGCUGUGCAUCCCUGAAGUCCAUGUGAUUUUCAGACCACAAAGGGGUUUGUUGGCACGUUUCAUGUUUGGGGUUUUUCAGGGGGAGAUUUUAUUGAACCGUGUUUGAAUUUUCGGGCUUUUUAAAGGACUCAUGCGGCGGCAUUUCCCUCCGGAGCCGCUCGCCCCGGUGGCGUGAGGAGCCGUUCCCUUUUCUUUCCUCUUCUACAAACUUCCUUCGUGGUGGGAUUUUGUGGUUUGUCUCUGGAAACAACCCAGGCAGGCUGAGCCCAGCUGAGCGUCAGUGUGGUGGUGUGUGUGGAGAGUCACAGCUUCUCGGACACACCCUGGCCGGAGCUGGGGGCACCACCCACCCCUGCUGCUCCGACAUGCACCCUGGUGAAGCCCACGCCGCAGAGCCUGCUGGUGGUUCCUGUGUCAAGCCCUCCCGCCCCCGCCUGCCCUGGCAGAGCGAGCCCCCGGCACAGGCUGCAUGGACCUCUUGCCCUCCCUGGUGCAGCUCAUGGAAGCGGCCUGAGCCAGAUCUGCUGAGCGGGAGUGCGGGCGGGCGCGGGAACACAGGCUGCGCCGGGGGCGCUGAUCCUGGGGAUGGUGGGGAUCGGUGCCCUGAGCCUGCUGCACGAGGCAGCUCCUGCCCCACACAGGGAACCUCAGCACCAGCCCCCUGGCGCCUGCCCAGGUCCAUACAGCUGGGGGCCACGGGCUGUCUGUGGGAAAGGAGCAGAGAGGUGCCUGGCUCCAUUGCACCGUGUCCCCGCCCCGUGAUGCAAGAACGGCUGGGGACUGGCCCAGGCAGGACGGGGCCAGAGAAAGAUGCAGAGCCAGUGUGGGCUGUGGUGACAAGGACCCGGGCUGCUUCUCUCUCUGGGCUGGGUGCCCCUCAGGACGCGCCCUGCUGAGCCAGCGGGCCCUGCCCGGGUGGGAGUGAGCAGGGCUCAGGCCCAGCGUGGGGCGUGGCCUGGUGCAGGUGGGCAUGGCAGGAGUGUCUGCCCCCCUGCUUGUUCUGAGAGUCACAUCCCUGCAGUCCUGCUGCUGCCUCUCCCUAGUGCCCUGGAGGGUGACGGGCCAGCUGGCGGGGGACCUGGCCCGAUGAACCCUGGGGCCCAAAGGGCAGCGGGUGCUAGGUGCCCAGUUUGCAUGGCAGACGCCUUGGAGCUCAUCCCUCCAGUGUGUCCUAAUGGAGGCCCUGCCUGGGGGGGAAGGGGGGGCAGAGGGCACUGCUUUGCCUGCAGGAGGCUCCUGGGCACUGGGGUGCAGCUGCAGGGUGGCUUGGAGGCGGGUGCCCGCUGUGGCUGGCACCGGGGCUGGGAGCAUCCCCACACCGGAAAGCAGGUGGUGCAAUGGGGGGGCUCUACUCACAUGCCUCCCUUACCCUGCUGUGUCUCUCACCCAGGGGCCCACCUGCCCCAUUGGACGGCACCUGCCCAGGCCAUAGUCCAGCACGGGGCCCCUGUGCCCGAGGUGCCCCCAGCAGCGCUGCCCAGGCCAUGCUGCAAAGCCAGGGGGUAGCAAUGGAAGUCAGUGUCAAUCACGUGGCUUUCCCGGCCACUCAGCCUGCAGGAUACCCUGGCCUGCCCCUGCCCCGGCAAAGGGUGUGUCCCUGGGCCCUUGGGCUCCGGCCUGGGGUGGGGGGAGCCAUGUGCCCCCAGGGGAGAGCCCAUCACUUUCCUGCCUCUCCAGCCAAUCAGCACGCAGGGAUCACUCACUGGGCUGAAGUGCACCUUUUCGGCCAAUCAGUGUACAGGAUUCCCAGGCAGUGAGGAAGCACCUGAUCCCCACAGAACAGUCCUGAUUGGCUGGGGAGAGGCAUAUUGUAGCUCCCACCGGCUGCAGCGUUGGCUCAAACAGCUGGCGGGGGGAGAGGGAUGCCCCCCUGGGCCCUGGCGCGCCCCAUGGUGCCCCAGCUCUCAGUGAUCCAGGCCGCCAGGCGCAGCCGCUCGGGGCAGUGUCCACCCCGUUAUGAGCACAUAACUCACCCCAAGUGCAAGGGGGGAGCAGACAUUGCCUCCCAGCACCUAGCCUGGCCAGCGCCCAGGUGCCUCGUGGCCCUGCUGGGGGGCAGCACAGGGCGGGUUAGGUGAUGGCAGAGCUGGCAGUGGGGCACUGGAAGGGGUCAGAGCUGUGGGGAGCAUGGGUCAGAGCUGGCCCAAGCCAUUAGAGCCCCGUGCCGGGCGCCUUCCCCCAGCCCUUGCCAGCCAUGUGCCCUCCUUGCCCCGCCAGCCCUCGCUGUCCUGCUGCCUCCAGCCUAUGCCAUGGCCUGGCACUGCUCAUGAUGCCACGGGCAGGGGCAUUCAGUGGCAGCCCCAUGGGCUGUGCCUGGCACAGGAGGCUCGCAAAGCUCUUGGCUCCUGUUAAGGCCCCUGCCAAGGGGGCAGGCACACAGUGCCACCUGCUCUGUGAUGUCUCAGCCAGUGGAAGGGAGCCAGUGCCGGUGGCACACGGGCACGGGGCCGUUGCACCCGGUCCCACGCCCGACCUGUGCCCCCCUUGGCAGAACACCACCCGCUCGUCCCCGAGUGCCUUGCAGCUGCGUGGGCAGGUGUAUGACACGCACCUGGCAUAACAGCCCCCGCACAGGGCUAGAGGGGAGGGGGGAUGUGCACUCCCAGUGGGGGGGGGUCCCCCCCCACAAUCUGCCUGCCGAUCCAGAGGCGUUGGCGUGCUGCACCGAUCACAAGGACUGAGCCAGGCCAGGCAGCUGCCGGGACUUUGCCAUUUACUUCUUCUUUUUCCUCGUUUUUUGGGUAAAACUUGUGAACUUGGAUGUUGGGUAAUAAAACCUGGAAAACCU
Chelonia mydas (Green sea turtle) is the source of this 7109-nucleotide messenger RNA. RefSeq names its product G protein regulated inducer of neurite outgrowth 1 (gene GPRIN1). The record is from RefSeq and is a predicted model, not a curated record. NCBI's taxonomy places the organism in Eukaryota, Metazoa, Chordata, Testudines, Cheloniidae. The coding region runs from base 172 to 1986 and encodes 604 amino acids. Gene Ontology annotation, biological process: neuron projection development. Gene Ontology annotation, cellular component: plasma membrane. The transcript has 2 exons.